AUGACUACCACUCCAAGCUUGGCAGAUGAGCCAUACACCCCACCACGUUGGACCAUAGACCUUUCCCUCAAUCCGAGAGAUCGAUAUCGGGAGCUUGCAGAACACUACAAGGACCAACUCCAAGAGCUUACGGGUCUGUUCGACGAACUUCUGCACGAUAUAGCAGUCCCCUCGAAAUGGAUACCAACAGUAAAUCGUGCAUCGCGCCUACUGCUGCGAAGGUUGUAUGAGAAGUCACAAACAGAAGAAAUCCAAGGCAUUUCAGAGGAAAGUGGAGUGCCAAUGUAUCUCUUGAUUGCAUUCAAUGUCAUUCUCGAUCUGCUUAUGGGAUGCACAUCAGGAGGGGUCAAGAGCCUGGAAAAGGGUCAGCUACUGUCAGCAGCGAAAAUGCUGCACUUCAGAACGUUGGAUUGGUCGAUGGACCCGUUGAGACGAGUUGUGGUUCAGCUCGAUUUCGUCAAGAGUAAGUCCACAGCGCCAGAGAGGGUCAUAGCUACCAGUAUCACCUACGUUGGCUUCACUGGAGUUCUGACAGGUGUCCGACCUGGACUGUCGAUGUCGUUGAAUUUCAGAGGUAUACACGAAAACAGUACGAAGAUGGCUCAAUUCCGGUUCUACUUGCAUCAUCUGUUGGUCCUCCUUGGAAGACGUCCUUCGAUCGCGACUCACCUCAGGAAAUACUUAACCGGAGACCACGAAGCUGUUGAGGCGUCGUCACGGUCAAGAUGGUCACGAAUGAGUAAUGCGAACCAGAAUAUGCAGGCCAGUCGACCAUUACGCCUCGCCGAAAUUCAUGAUGACUUGUGCAAGCACCACACCACAGCCGCAUAUCUCAUAUUCAGCGAUGGCGAUACCACAGUCUCAAUCGAUAAGGAUUUCCAGACUGCCAAACCGAGACAGUCACAGAGCUUCAUAGCGACCACCAACCAUGACGUGCUGCAGCACGGCACAGAACAGAAGGAAAAUGCGAUACUGGCUGGUGACAAUGCAGUAGCUGUGAGACGCGUCGCUGGGCUCGAGGAGUUCAUUGACGAGAGUGAGGAUCGCUUGAAGUGUAUCGCCGAUCGAUGGAAGCGGCAUCUUGCAAAACAGCGCAAAGAGGUAUCGGAAAAUGGCCAUUUUGCUCAGGCCCAGGACUCUGCGCAUGGCGCAACUCUGACCAGCCGGCAGGUCGUAAAUUGGGUAUCGAAGUAUCCAACCACGAAUGAGGCCACGCAUUAUGCAGCCGUGAUGGACCCUAGAGCUGGUAGAGUGAUAUGGUGCCUGGCAUAUCCUGAGCCACCGAGCUAG
This is a messenger RNA of Lithohypha guttulata, 1290 nucleotides long. RefSeq lists its product as uncharacterized. Gene Ontology annotation, molecular function: hydrolase activity, acting on carbon-nitrogen (but not peptide) bonds. NCBI's taxonomy places the organism in Eukaryota, Fungi, Ascomycota, Eurotiomycetes, Chaetothyriales, Trichomeriaceae. The transcript has a single exon. The coding region runs from base 1 to 1290 and encodes 429 amino acids. The record is from RefSeq and is a predicted model, not a curated record.